AAAAAAAAAAAAGGAAACAACAACAACAACAGACAACCUACCUGUAUAAUUGUUAUCGGUAUAUAUUGUGAGAUCGAAUACUUCUAUUCUAAAUAAAAUAGGCAUUCGUGUGGAAGUUUACCGAAUGGUGGUUCUGGAUAGUUCAAUGGUUAGAGCAUUCGUUUGGAAAUCGGAAAAUUUCGGUUCUAAGUCCUUGAUCCUGUCAGUCCAAUGAUCACAUUAUUUUUUUUUUCUUUUUCAUUAAUACUUGCAACGUACGAACAAUUAUCAAAUGAUUUGAUUAUAUCAUUCUUUAUACAUUGUGUUGAAUAGUUACACGGGAUUUUGAUCAAUUGAAAGAAAAGUAUAUUCAAAUGGAAGAGAUGAAAGAAAAACUAAUCGACGAAUUGGCAAAUACUCGCAUGAAAAUGGAACGUACAGGUAAUCAAAUCAAUUUCAUUCACAAUUGUUACAGUAUUAUAUUAUAAUCUUUAAUGAUCUAUUCACGUUUCAUUUGUAAACAAUUUGAUCACGAGCAUGGUCAAACAUUUGGGAAUAGGGAACCACUAGAAAAUAUUCAAAUACUCGAGUGCAACUCGAAUAGUUCAAAAGUGGUUUUGUCAUUUUCAGGCCUUACUCGAAAUAAUUCGAGUUUGUCAAUUUUCGUUAAAAGUUUAAUCCAACGUUUACGAAUCAUUGCGAUAGUCACGUGUUGACAAUGUUGUUUCUAUCGAAAGUUGUAUUUUCAAAUUUAUCACUAAUAUUUCAUUGUUUUUUUGGUUGACUAUUUUUUUUUUUUUUUUUUUAAAUAAUGUUACUUUUUAAACAAUUUUUCAAUAAAAUAUGUCAAUUCUAAACGCAAAGCUGUCAAAAGAGGUACCAUUUCAAUCGUAAUAGAAAUAAGUGUUAAUAACAUAAAGCAUCGAAAAAAAAAAAGAAAAAUCAAAAUUCAAUCAAAUCGACAGAGAUCGGUAAUAUUGACGUAAUUACUGAAAAUAUGAUCGUAACGUGUUUCACUUUCUUGAUGAAAAAGGUAAUACGAGAGAGGGUAAGUGGGGAGGGGGCUGAUUGUGAGAGAGCGAACGUUUCGGAAGAUAAAUUGAAAUCUUACGAAUGAGAAGGAGGAGGAGUGGGUGAGGCAAGCUAGACAAGGAAGAAAAAUCGAUAAAGAGAAAAAGAAAAAGAAAAAAAAAAAGGAAAAUAAAAGAAUGAGAAAAAGGACGGGGGGGGAAAAAAAAAGUGAAAAAGUGAAAAAGUGAGAAGCUGUUCGAUGAAAUUUCUCUUCUUGAAUACGACGAUGAUCGCGAUCCCUUCAAUAAGCAAAUUCUCUUUUAUUUUUUAUUUUAUUUUUAUUUUUUUUUUUUUUUUACUUCUAUAUCUCAUCACUACUCAGGGGUUUUUCUUAUCGCAGAGGAGUCAUGGGACAUUUUGCAAAGUCAGACCUUGAGCCUGGCUGAGAAUAAAUUGGAACUGGAAAACAGCGUGAGAAGACUAGUCGAAGAGAAGAAGAAGAAGAAAAAGAAGAUGGUCGGUAAUCGCGAUGCGUGUCCCGAGACAGAAAGAGCUCUUAGGAUCCUGCUGACCGAAUUGGAGAGAGAAAAUCAUUCGAUAAAAAUGGAGUAUCGUGUUAAAGUGGAAGAAUUGGAAAGGAAGUUGGAAGAAAUGAAAAAUCGUGAAAUCGUAAAGAUAUACGAUACGGAAAGAAAUGAAGGAGAAUUAUACGAGGAAACGAUAUUAAUGCCAGGAGAUGAUCCUGAAUUAGAUAUGACGCGACAACUUAUCUCAAAUCGUCAAAAAAUCGAACUCCUUCAACGACAAAAUGAACGCCUGUCGAAGACGUUGAAUCGUUUGAAAGAGUAUCGUUUAACGACAAUAACGACUACCACCACCACCACCACAAAUACAACUACGAUGACGAUGAUGAAGAUGAAGACAACCAACGCGAAAAGUCUUUUCAAAUGAUCUCCUAAAGUUUUUUUUUUUUUCAUACGUUCACGGAUUUGCAUCGUUCCCUUUUUAAAAGAUCCUGAUAAAUCGUUCGAGAUAUCAAAGGCACGCGAGAUAAUGUUGCAAUGAGGCGCAAGUAAUUCGUUCCAAAAGCUUUCUUCGAUAACUAUCUUCCCUAUUCUAGUUCCAUUUUUCUUUAUUUUUCCUUAUGUUCAAACGGGUGACAAUAAUUCAUCCUCAAAAAUGCCAGAUGAAAAAUUAAAAAAAAAAAAAACAUGUGUGCAUAUCACACAAGUUAGAAGUGAAACCUUCAAAUA
Messenger RNA from Polistes dominula (European paper wasp), 2243 nucleotides. RefSeq lists its product as uncharacterized. The record is from RefSeq and is a predicted model, not a curated record. NCBI's taxonomy places the organism in Eukaryota, Metazoa, Arthropoda, Insecta, Hymenoptera, Vespidae.